This is a messenger RNA of Brassica napus (rape), 1086 nucleotides long. RefSeq lists its product as uncharacterized. Gene Ontology annotation, molecular function: double-stranded DNA binding. The transcript has 3 exons. The record is from RefSeq and is a predicted model, not a curated record. Bases 282 to 917 code for a protein of 211 amino acids. Gene Ontology annotation, biological process: regulation of DNA-templated transcription. Lineage: Eukaryota; Viridiplantae; Streptophyta; Magnoliopsida; Brassicales; Brassicaceae.
UUACGGUUUCCCGAAAUUUGGGAUUUUUUUUUUAAUUACAAAAGGCUUCUGAAUUGCUUUAAACACAAAUCUAAUUUUGUCGGCUAGUGUUGCUAUUGUGUUAGAUUCUAUGAAACUGAGAAGAAUGAUUCUGUUCAUCAGUUCUGUUUUAGAUUAUGUUCGUGCAUGUUUUGUCCUUUGAUGUGGGAGCUUUGGUUAACAAUGUUUUAAGUAUGCUUCCACUUAGAUUUGAAUGGUUGUUCAAAGCCCAUUUGUGGUCGAGGACUUUCACCUCUUAGGAGAUGUUAGGAAGCUCCUUAGCUUCCCCUUUGGCUACAUUGGGUCCUGCCAAAUGCUUUCGACACUCUGCAGGUGAUUCUGUAACAUGCACUAGUAGUGUUCUACCAUUGAGACUGAACUUGUCAUAUCAUGGUGUGGCUGGAGGAGUAAGGACAUCUCGUGGCCCACGAAACAAGUGGAUAGUGGUCUGUUCACCAACGCAAGUGGAAACCUCUGGUGAUGAGCCGAAGACAUGGGAAGAAUGCAAAGAAGCUCUGUCUCGUUUUGAUUUCAGCGUAGAGGAGCAAGACAAGAUACUAGGAAAAGCGUUUGGUCAUAUCCACUCGCCCUACUGGACAGAAGAGCGAGUGAAGGAGAAUCCAAAGGUGGAAGCCUUGAAUCAUGUGCUUGAGUUCCUUAGAGGUCUCGGUUUGUCAGACGAAGAUGUACACAAAGUGCUGAAGAAGUUCCCGGAAGUACUUGGUUGCAGCUUAGAAGAAGAGAUGAAACCCAACAUUGGGAUCUUGGAAAAUCAAUGGGGGAUUACGGGUAAGUCGCUGCGAAGUCUGUUGCUUCGGAACCCGAAAGUGUUGGGGUACAAUGUGGAUUGUAAAGGAGAUUGUAUUGCUCAGUGUACUCGGUGUUGGGUUCGGUUUUAGUCUUUCACUAGUUCGUUUCUUUGUUUGUAUCUACUCCUCCAUCUUAUGGUUUCGUUACAGCUACUGAAAUAAACAAGCAUUGAUGGUUGAAGGACCAAUGUGAAUGCUUGUACUUAGAUGAAUCACACAUUAAUUUUUAUUUGAUGAAUUAGAAUGUUUAUUCGAUUUU